AUGUCCAAACGUCCUCACCGCUCACCGUCCCCCUCUUCCCCACCUCCACCUUCCCAACCCUCGAAAUACACCCGCUCGGUCUCUCCAUCAGAUACACUUGUCCCAUCAUCAUCAUCGAAUAUGACUCCAUCAAUCCCUCCUCCAACAACAAUAACCUGCACCCUCCCAACAUGUCCCCAAAGAACCCACCAAACAACCGAAAGCUUCGAAAACCACUAUACUAAAUUCCACAUAAACCGAUGUCACGAUUGUCUCAAAAACUUCCCGACUUCUAGAAUAUUGGAAUGUCAUAUUCGGGAGAAUCAUGAUAUGUUCGCUGUCGUGAAGAGGGAGAGAGGGGAGAAGAUUUAUGCAUGCUUCGUCGAAGAUUGCGAUAAAGUAUGUAUCUCCUUCGGAAAGCGAAGGGCGCAUUUAAUCGAUAAACACUACUAUCACAAGAACUUCAACUUCUCAAUAGUAGACUCCGGCAUCGACCGUGCAAUAUCCCUACUCACCACCUCCCCUCCUCGAAAAAGUCGAACAAGAGUCCGAAGGGUCAGCGAAGCUUCAAACAAUCCGACUUCUACCUCCAAUAUCCCUACUCCUACUUCUAUUACUACUACUAGUAGUAGUACAAACGACAACAUCACAAAACCAACAGGGAAAAACGAUAACAUCAGUGAAGAAAAUAAAAUGGAUAUCGACAGUGAGAGUAUACCACUAGAAAACUCGAAUAUCAUACAUCAUCAACAACAGCAACAACAACAACAACAACAACAAAAACAGUCAAGAAAGCAUACAAGGUCUAUAUCUGAACCUUCAACAGCAACAGUAAAGGAGGAGGCAAAAUAUGAUGAUGAUAGUAGUAAAAAUAAUACGGGAACGGAAGAGAAAGUGAACGGUGGGAAGGUAGAUGAAGAUAUAGAUAUGGCGGAUUUAGCAUCGAAAAUGAGUGCCAUUAGAUUCGUGCCGCCCAGUGUGGUACGCUUUGGAAGAAGAGGGGGUGGGAGUGGAUUUUCGAGGAAAUAA
This is a messenger RNA of Orbilia oligospora ATCC 24927, 1008 nucleotides long. RefSeq lists its product as uncharacterized. The record is from RefSeq and is a predicted model, not a curated record. Lineage: Eukaryota; Fungi; Ascomycota; Orbiliomycetes; Orbiliales; Orbiliaceae. Bases 1 to 1008 code for a protein of 335 amino acids. The transcript is spliced from 3 exons.